Messenger RNA from Panicum virgatum (switchgrass), 2271 nucleotides. RefSeq lists its product as uncharacterized. The coding region runs from base 1 to 1029 and encodes 342 amino acids. The record is from RefSeq and is a predicted model, not a curated record. Lineage: Eukaryota; Viridiplantae; Streptophyta; Magnoliopsida; Poales; Poaceae. The transcript has 3 exons.
AUGACACCUGUGGAGGUUCCACCAUCGGCCGAGAUUGUGGUGCCGGCUUCUGAGGAGGCAACCGUCACGGUCGUGGCGUCGGAGGAUGGCAAUUCCGCGGCCUUGGAGGACUUCAUCAGCAAACUCUGGCAUCCGAUAAGGCCACGUCACCUGUUAGCCCAUCAACCGUCGGAUCGAACCAGCAAGCGAUCUCACCCGUCCGAUCGCGGGUCGGUUCGGGCGUCGAUCCGCCGGUCGCCCGUUAAGCCAGAUAACCGGGCGCUCGCGAACGUGGCCUCCGCUAGGCCAGGACCUCACGCCGCCUCCCCGACGCGGGCCGCCGCCCGCCGCGGGUGCGCGGCCGCGAAUGCACCUCCCCGGCACGGCCGGCUCCCCUGGGCGGGGCUGGCAUGGCCCCACCUGCCACGCCGGCGCAGCGGACCCCAACGCUGGCCCUCGCCCACACUGUCGUCGUCUUCCACCGCGGCCGCGACGCUUUGCUUCGAGUUUCGCCGACGCAACGACAACCUCCCCCACCUCUCCUACCGCGUCCUCCUGUUUCUCGCCUGGGUCGCGGCCAUCCUCCCCAUCGUCGGUCGGCUCCUCGCGCUGGCGGCGGCCCGUGGCCGUGGACCCCCUUGCGGCCGCGCCUCCUCGCACCGGGUGGCCGAGGUCAGGGCAGCGCGCCACCUCCGGCCGCCCCCCAGCCACUGGCCACCGCGAGGGGAGGGGUCGCGCGCCGCUACCGGCCAGGAGAUAAAGGUGAGAGAGGGGGGAGGUGCCUCGGCCAGGGGCCAGCCCCUCGCGGCAGCGGCCGAGGGACCCGCAGAGCUCGCGCCCCGUUCGCUGGCGUCGCCGCUCCGCGCCGCUUGCCCCUCCCCUGCCGCGGCGGGCGACGUUCCGUGGCAGCGCCUACCGCCUCCUCCCCGUGAAGCAAGCAGGCGACAUAGCACGGCUUCCCAGCCAGGCGGCGGCGCGGGGAUGGCUGGCUUGGCUUGGCGCGGCGGUCUGGGGCCCAACCUCCACGGAUUCAGAUCAAGAGGCCGAUGAUUGCAGAUACAACCGAUGCGAGCAGGCUCCUCCACACCUACCAUCUAGAGUCACGCCUAAGAGAAGAGCGUGAACAACGGAAUCGUUUUAUGCUUUGUCUGAAUCUCACGGUGAGAGGAAAAACUCAUUCAUUCAUGUGACUAAUACUGGUGGGUGCGUUUCAUCUUUGUUUUUCUUUUUUGCAGAUCGAUUUCUACCUCCAGGCUGGGCAUAGUGGAUCUCUUCAGGCUGCUAUCUCCAUGCAGGUAAUCCGUUUGAUGAAAUGCUUCUGAACACUAAGCAUCCGCUGGUUGUGCACUACUGCGUGUGUGUGAGGAAAGCAGGAGCUACUGCUUUGGGCUUCAAAAAUUUCAAUUUUAUACCAUGAAUGUCUAGCACACCUCACGAAUUUGAUGCAUGAACCUUACGCUGGCAAGUUAUAGUUCAGAGUGAGGCUUUUUAGUUUGAUUUUUAUGCAUACUCUAUUUUGAUUCUAUGCCAUUUUGUUUAGCGUAAAAAAUCACCAUGAUUCAGACUCUUGCAGUGUUGUAUAGCAUGGAGCCAUGGACUAUGCUAAUCAUGUGAAGAUAGCUGUUCUAGAGUUGGCAUACAACUAUGGAGCCACAAAAUGUAACAAAGGAAACACAUAUGCUCAUGUCAAAUUUAAAUAAAGAACAAUCAAUCUGAUCUUGGCCUUGAUUUUGCAUGCUUUGGGAAUAUGAAUUCAAGAAUCAUUCUAACUGUUCUGCACCUUCUCCUCCUGCGCCAAACACUGUCAGAGACGCCUCCUCGUCCUCAUCCAAAGCAGUAACACUGCUCGCCAAAUUAUUGAGGAUUUGGCUUGUGUUCACGCGAAUUUCCUGUUGCUUCUAUAUUAUUUUAGCAUCUGCUGGGGCGACAAGCCAGCACAGAGCGCAUUUGGUGGCCGCCAUGGCUCCUUUGGACGUGGCUUUGGAAGCCACCGGAGCAAAAGAAGAAGCCUUCUUGAUGCCAGCCCCUACUACAACAAGAAUUCCAGAAUAACAAGAAUUCCAGAUGUCCGAUUGUGCAGCAUGACCAACGAAUUUGCACUUUUUUUGUUUUUAUAUUGACAGUUGUUCUUCUCAGAACCUUCAUUCCAUGAUCAUAUAGCACCUCACGGAAUUCAUCGAAGGUGUCAAGUUUUUGUUAUGACUUCAGAUCCUAAAUAUCCGUGAGCACUUGUAUGUACUGUUCGCUGUAUUAAAAAGCAACGUUGCCAGGGAUUCCUGCACUCUUGGUUUA